Messenger RNA from Pelobates cultripes (western spadefoot toad), 462 nucleotides. The record is from the annotation of a GenBank genome assembly. NCBI's taxonomy places the organism in Eukaryota, Metazoa, Chordata, Amphibia, Anura, Pelobatidae.
AUGCCGGCACCAGAAGAACAACCUAGAGAUAUCAUAUGCUGCCUAGAAAAUUACCAACUGAAGGAAGACAUUCUGUGCAUGGCUCGCCGCAUGGGGACCAUACGCUUUGAGAGCCAAAACGUAUCGAUUUAUCAAGAUUUGUCCCGAUACACCCUGCAAGCCAGGAGAGCCCUACACCCAGUAACAUCUGCCCUGCAACAGGCAGGAAUACUGUACCGCUGGGGCUACCCAUUCUCACUUUCAGCUAGGCACGGCCCAGAUCAAGUGACCUCCCAGGUUUCCUUCGAGCUAUGGGCAUACCACCGCUCCAAGUACCAGACUGGCUGGCGAGAUCAUUUCUCCAACCACCGCCUGGACCGCAGCAACCACGCAGACCAGACCAGGGUCCUCAAAGGCCCCUGCAACAGCACCGCAGAGACUGGAACCCAGGCCCAGCAAGGCGUGAGCAGGAGUACUAACUGA